Molecule: messenger RNA, 1950 nt
Organism: Solanum pennellii
Lineage: Eukaryota; Viridiplantae; Streptophyta; Magnoliopsida; Solanales; Solanaceae
Product: U-box domain-containing protein 62
Exons: 8
Coding region: 175-1362 (395 amino acids)
Biological process (GO): protein ubiquitination
Molecular function (GO): ubiquitin-protein transferase activity
Source: RefSeq, a predicted model, not a curated record
ACCUUCUUCCUAAAACCCCUAACCCUUAACCAUUUUCCCCUAAAAAUACAAAAUUAAUUGUUCCUUCAAAUCACCAAAAAUGGAGUUUUUCUUCAAUUCAAUUCUUCAAAUUCUCAGAAAUUAGCGUCUUUUUGGUUCAGUUUUUAGGUUUUUUUUUCUUCAUCAGCAUCGCCUAUGGCUUCUGAAGAAAUGGGACUUGUUUCAGCUCGAAGGGUGGAGAAUGGGCUUAAUUCACAGCUAGUUUUCCAUGAAAGCAAUUUCAGCUGCGGCGCACCACCACCAGCACAACCUCCGGGUGGGGUUGGGUCUGUUACAGGUGAUCCAGGUCCAAAAACUACAAGGGAGCUUACCGGAUUCAAUCAUCAACAUCAGUACUUUCUUAAUCAACAUCAACCACAAGCUGCUGAUUUUCGCCGUCAAAUGUUCGGUGACGACCGUGGUGAUGGUGAUUGGAAUAGGAAGAGCCAUGGAGAUGGCGAUGGUGAUGGAUCGGAGGAUGAGGAUAUGGAUGACGAUGAGGAUGAUGAUGAUGAUGAGAAUGAAGUGGAGGGGAUUGUUACAGUUGAAAAUAGUGAUCAUCAGAAUAAUAAUAGUGAUAAAGUUAAUAGUAAUAGUAGUGGUAAAGUAGUUGGCAGUGAUAAAACGAAAAGUGUUUCUACAUUUGGUGUGAAGGAAGGGAAUGUUGGGCCGUCGGGAAAUGAAGGUGGUGUCGACGUGAGAAAUGCUGUGAUAAUUGCUAGUGUUGAUGGGGAUAUGUAUUAUAAUCAGUAUUUGCAGGGACCGGAAGGGUCCAAUGCAGCGCAGAAGGAAAUGGGGUUUGAGAAUGGGUGUGGAUUUAGUGGGAGAAAGGAAGCUCAUUAUUCAAAUGAAUCAGGAGAGUCAUUGAGAACUAUUCUUUCCGAUCCUAUUACGGGAGAGCUUAUGGAUGAUGCGAUGAUAUUGCCUUGUGGGCAUUCCUUUGGUAGCGGCGGGGUUCAGCAUGUAAUUAGAAUGAAAGUUUGCUAUAUCUGUUCACAAGCGGUGUCCGAAGACUCACUGUCACCUAAUUUAUCUCUUCGAUCUGCAAUUCAAGCAUUCCGCCGAGAAGAGGAGUCACAGCUUAAUCGCUCUUUAAAAAGAAGAAAGGAGAGAUAUGAUCAGGAUAGAGGGGCCUUUGGUGAUUCAGCACUUCCGGAUCAUCUAAGAGGAAGAGGAGUUCAGUUUCCAUUCGCUGUGACAGACAGGGUUAUAAUAAAGGGCAACAAAAGGACACCUGAGCGUUUUGUGGGUCGUGAGGCUGUUGUUACAACUCAGUGCUUGAAUGGAUGGCUUUGGUUCACUGCAGCGCAUGAUGUAUGGGUUAUGCACAAUUCACAACUUUGAACUUUUCCAUGGACAGAAGCCUAGUACUUACUUAAGUGGAGGAGGGCAAAGAAAUGGGCCGUUUAUCCAUUGUGUUUCGAACCGUGUACACCUGGACAUCAGGAAUGUCUCGACUAUAAAAGAAAUCUAAACUUAUCUAGUAGAGACAUCCAUUUGGGAAGUUGGAGAGUCUAUCUGUGUCAAGCACUCCCUCAGUCAAAAAAUAACUUUAAUCCAUCUCAAAAUACAAAACUUUGCUCCUUUCAUCACUUCACGUUAAUUAUAAACUAUUACUUUUCCACCUUUUCACAUUUUACACCAUUAUUCUCAACUCCUCUGCCAGAUUACAUGUAACUAUGUACUCAAGCAUUUUACAGUUCAAUCUCUUGUAGAUAAAUCAUUUUGGGAUGGAGGGAGUAUGAAUUAACAUUUAUGCGAAGCACUGGUCACCACAUGAAGUUUAACUAGUAUGUUCUUGGGAGUGAAUGGAGAAUUUCAUGGGAGGGGAAGUAACAGAGGCAGGAAGAGGUAAUUUCCUCUUGUUUGGAUAGUUGAGGGAGAAGGGAGGGAAUACUUUAUCAUCUAAAGUGGGCAGGAAACAGAGAGUAA